GCCUUGUCUCCUCCAUAAUCUAAUAAAAAACAAAUAAAAUGAGAGGGAGUACCUAGCUAACAGCUCAUCAUCGCACAAAAACAUCGCGAGAUUCUCGUUGUUCUUCAUUCCACUUGGUUUUCACAUCAGUUUGGAUCGCGAGAUUCUCGUUGUUCUUCAUUCCACUUGGUUUUUACAUCAGUUUUGGAAUGAAGUUCAGUUUCAUGACUCCAUCCCCAUGGCUGCAAUCUCUGGAGGGCAAGCAUGUCCUGAUAACCGGUGGGUCCAGUGGGAUUGGGUGUGCCAUUGCCAAGGAGGCUCUCUCUCAAGGAGCAUUCGUUACACUUGUAGCCAGAAGCUCCACUAAAUUGGAGAAAGCAGAACAAAAUCUUGACAAAGAUGGUGCUACCAAACAUAAAAUAUCGACUAAGGUUGCAGAUGUGGGUGUGUAUGAAACUUUGGCAAAGGCAAUAAAGGAGUCUUUUGAAUGGAGGGCUGUUGACGUGCUGGUUUGCAAUGCAGGAGUGGGAAAAACUGGACUUCUGGAUGAGAGCAGGAUUGAAGAUCUGCAUGCCAUCAUUCAGACUAACUUAACAGGGGUUGUCAACACUCUGCAUAUUGGGAUUCCAUUGAUGAAGCAGAGGAGUCCCCAAACACCCAUGUCCAUUGUUCUCAUGAAUUCUCUCUCAGGCCUGUACUUUUUGUAUGGUAACUCUGUGUAUACUGCAACCAAACAUGCUCUAAAAGGACUUGGAGAAACUCUCAAGCUUGAAUUGAUGCCUUAUAGUAUCCGAAUUAGCAUGGUUUUUCCAGGGUAUGUGGACACUCCCAUGCUUGAUGACAGUGGCAUGGAAGAUGACAGAGAUACCUUGCAGAUGAUUAAGGCCACAACUUUCUAUAACCGACAUCAAGCUAAGACACCUGAACAGGUUGCAAAAUAUACAUUAGAAGCAACAAAGAAUGGAACUUUUCUUGUCACAAGCAAAUUCGGUGGUCUUAUGUUAUCCACACUUUCUCGUGGACCUAUGCCUGCAGGCACAUUAGGAAGGGCAUUAGUUGAAUUGAUAUUAUAUAUUCCUAUUAGACUCUUGAGCUUCUUGGCUUUUUUUUAUGUCCAUUAUGUUACAGGACAUAGAAAGAAUAAGAAAUGUUAGAUGUUCUGUUGAGAAGAAAUAUCAAAACAAAAUGUUGCUAUUCUUCUAAAUUAUUGUCAGGGAAACUGUUGUUUUCAUUUAUUUAUACUUUUAAAUUGUGCAGGAAAUAAAAAUUCAGGGCCUACUCUAAAGUUUGUUUCAGCGGGUUUUUUUCA
Messenger RNA from Cryptomeria japonica (Japanese cedar), 1288 nucleotides. Its product is annotated as 3-dehydrosphinganine reductase TSC10A. NCBI's taxonomy places the organism in Eukaryota, Viridiplantae, Streptophyta, Pinopsida, Cupressales, Cupressaceae. Gene Ontology annotation, molecular function: 3-dehydrosphinganine reductase activity. Gene Ontology annotation, biological process: sphingolipid biosynthetic process. The transcript has 4 exons. Gene Ontology annotation, cellular component: endoplasmic reticulum membrane. The coding region runs from base 189 to 1133 and encodes 314 amino acids. The record is from RefSeq and is a predicted model, not a curated record.